Aspergillus chevalieri is the source of this 297-nucleotide messenger RNA. RefSeq lists its product as uncharacterized. The record is from RefSeq and is a predicted model, not a curated record. The transcript has 2 exons. Bases 1 to 297 code for a protein of 98 amino acids. Lineage: Eukaryota; Fungi; Ascomycota; Eurotiomycetes; Eurotiales; Aspergillaceae.
AUGCGAUGCAAUUUUCAAAGGUUUACUUUACUGCUUCAACCACCGGAUUACACGUACUGGCUCAGGAAUGUCACACUAAAACUUAUCGAAGGGUUCCUUCGUUGGUACCUUGAGAACCAUCAUACUGUCGAUGAUGCAGAGUUGGUGGAAGACCGUAUCCGAUCUCUCGAGCUGCGCUUGGCACUCCACAAACUCAACGUCCCCAAGCCAUUGCAAAAACGAAUCAAGUUCAAUGAUUCUUCAGCGGGCGAGCCUCCGAAAGUCAUCAUACCCAUGAAGAGUAAGAGUGGACUCUAA